AACUGCUUUCGUAGAAAAAGAUCAAAGAGAUGGCGCUUAUCCACUGUUUCAAAAUUUUAGUUCUAGUGUGCCUAAUGGUUGGUACUUCAGUGGCUCAGGUCAUUUCACUAGGCGACUGUCCAGUACAUCCGGUAGUGCAAAACUUUGAUGUGGCAGCUUACUUGGGCAAAUGGUACCAGAUUAGCCGGUACGAUCAGACCUUCGAGCGUGGCGGUGAGUGCAGCAUUGCGCAGUACUCUCUAAACGAGGACGGAUCGGUUCUGGUAGACAACCGAAUGCUAGUUCCACCGGAAACUGAGUUUCGAGUGGAAAUUGGACAGGCCUUCCUAUCGUUCCCGGACGAAGAACCUCUUCAGGCUAAGUUGAACGUUACCUUUCGUGGCAUACCCCCAAACGUAUCAAACUAUUGGGUAUUGGAUACGGACUAUGAAAGAUUCGCAUUUGUAUGGAGUUGUUCAUCGGUUAGAGACAAUAUAAGAGCAGAAUACUACUGGCUGCUCUCAAGAACAGUGCCCUUACCGGAAAGUGUAAAGGAUCGUGUGGAAGAGUUGACAGAUUUAUAUCUGGAUCGGAAUUUCAUUAGACCCACGCGGCAUGAUUUGGAAGAUUGUGUAAACUAGGACCUGAAGUCUUAGAAACUUGGUGACGGGACUGCCGCUCAAUGAUACUUAACUGCGAUAUUGAACACAAUUGGAAGUGUAGUAAUUUACAAAAAAUUCAAAACUUUCAAAUCCCUGUUUUAUAUAUGAAGAAAAAAAAUCCCUGUUUUCUUAAAUGAUACGAAUUAUUCACAUCAAAUAAACU
Molecule: messenger RNA, 804 nt
Organism: Wyeomyia smithii (pitcher-plant mosquito)
Lineage: Eukaryota; Metazoa; Arthropoda; Insecta; Diptera; Culicidae
Product: apolipoprotein D-like
Exons: 4
Coding region: 30-620 (196 amino acids)
Molecular function (GO): pigment binding
Source: RefSeq, a predicted model, not a curated record